Stegodyphus dumicola is the source of this 1009-nucleotide messenger RNA. RefSeq names its product protein disulfide isomerase CRELD1-like. The record is from RefSeq and is a predicted model, not a curated record. NCBI's taxonomy places the organism in Eukaryota, Metazoa, Arthropoda, Arachnida, Araneae, Eresidae.
UUGUAUGUUUUAAAGUUUAUUGCAUUAUUAAUUAUUUUUUCAGGUCACUAGGUCAAAAAUGUAUGUUCCGGUUCUUCUACUCGGUAUCCUAUUUAAAUGUUUUACAUUGCUUAUUGCCGUAGAAUCACCUGUGCCACCAAAGAUGGAAAAUUUAGAGAAGAUACCAUUCAAAGGGAAACCAGUUCCACCAUGUCGUGCUUGUCGUAACCUUGUAGAUUCAUUUUUAAAGGCUGUAGAUGAAACAGUGCGGAAGAGUUUUGAAGGUGGUGAUGCCGAUUGGGAAAAGAAGCUUGGAAGUUAUGACAACAGUGAAUUAAGAUUUAUAGAAAUACAAGAACAAGUUUGCUCAGAUGUUGGAUUAGGAAAAGAUCAGUGUUACAACUUGGCAGAACUGCAUGAAUCUGAACUAGAAAAUUGGUUUUAUGAAGAGAGACACAAAAAUAUAGAUCUUUUUGAAUUUCUUUGCAUAAAUCAUUUAAAAAUAUGCUGUCCGAAUAAUACCUAUGGUCCUGACUGUGUACCUUGUCCUGGUGGCAUUGAAAGUCCAUGUGGAGGUCAUGGUAAAUGCUUGAAAGGGGGCACUAGAGAAGAACCAGCAAGCUGCUUUUGUGAUGCUGGUUAUACCGGAGAGCUAUGUGACGCUUGUGCUAAAGGGUAUUAUCAAGAAGCUGGCAAAGUGUUUUCUUGCAGGAUAUGUGAUAAAGCAUGCAAAGGUCAUUGCAGGGGACCUGGUCCAAAAAAUUGUGAAAUGUGUUCUUUUGGUUACCAUUUUAUUCCAGAUGAAGGCUGUGUAGAACAUUUUAAUGAUUACAAGAACUCUAUAAAAAUUGCUGAUGAUGCAUCAAAUGGAACUGAAGAUCCCAAAUCCAAGGUAGAGCCUGAUUUAGAAGAUGUCACUGUUGAUAGUACUCAGCAGUCAGAACAUUCUGAACUUUAAAAAUAUUGAAAUAAUCAAAAGUCAAUUUGUAAAUAUUGUGAUGUGCUAAUAAAGAUAUAUUGUUAAAAAUAA